Tilletiopsis washingtonensis is the source of this 612-nucleotide messenger RNA. RefSeq lists its product as hypothetical. Gene Ontology annotation, molecular function: protein binding. NCBI's taxonomy places the organism in Eukaryota, Fungi, Basidiomycota, Exobasidiomycetes, Entylomatales. Bases 1 to 612 code for a protein of 203 amino acids. The transcript has 4 exons. The record is from RefSeq and is a predicted model, not a curated record.
AUGGCGCGCACCGCUAAGCGCAAGAAGACGGCGCCCAAGGAGUCCCGCUCCAAGGCCUUCGUCGAAGAGCCCGUCGUAGAGGCCCCGCCGUGCGCCUUUCUGGACCUACCCGUCGAGCUCUACGACCGCAUCUACGACUCGCUCAGCCUUCCCGCGGCGCUGCGCCUGGCGCAUACCUGCCGCACUUUCAACAGUGCUAUCGAUGGCCGCGUGCUGGAGCGCUGCUGCCUGCGCGACGACCGUUUGAAGAAGACCUACACUCGCAGAACCAACGUCUCCGAUCGUCUGGCUGUCUUGAUCAAGCGCGGCCUCGCCUGCUACGAGUGUAGUGCACUCCUCCACGUGCCAGAGGUGGGUCUGUCGUUGGCUACUCAGUAUUGGGGCGGGCGCCACCAUCACAACGCUUCGAAGCGCAUGCUCUGCUACGUCUGCACGAACAAGCCGAUAUAUUCGUACCUCUCAGCUAGCCAGGCGCAGAAGAAGUUCGCACUCAACUGGCAAGAGAUGCGUGCGCUGCGUCCUUCACACAACACGGUGAUGUACAUGUUCGGAUAUGUGCGCAACGUGGCCGUGCGUUCCACUAGUACAGGCCAGAGAGCGUGCAAGGGCUGA